This is a messenger RNA of Iphiclides podalirius (scarce swallowtail), 282 nucleotides long. Lineage: Eukaryota; Metazoa; Arthropoda; Insecta; Lepidoptera; Papilionidae. The record is from the annotation of a GenBank genome assembly.
AUGGAUAAGUCAAGGCAGCAUGAGAUACGUAUUUCACCGUGGCGGAAACGGUCCUCGUCGCGCCACGAACAAGUUUACACGAGACAUUAUGCAGUUAUAAAUAAGCACUCGUCCGUUCCCAAACAUCCAAAUAGACACUUCCACCAGAUGGCCGAGGAUAUCCUGAGAGCGGCACGUUGCCUGCACAGGCGGGUAAUUAUGGCGGCGGGUAGGCGCACCAGGUUUUGCGAAAUCGGCGGACUGUUGCAGACGGAUUUAGCGUUAGCUGCUAACUACAAACCU